AUGAAUCCUGUUUAUCCUGCUGGUCCCGAACAUAAUCCUGUUGUCCUGCAUCAUCCUGCCAUUCUAAACUCUGGUCUCAACCCUCAUAAUCCUGUUGUCCUGAAUCAUCCUGCCAUCCUAAACUCUGGCCUGAACAUUAACUCUUCUAGCUCUCAUCGGACAAACGGCAAUCCCUCUCGAGCGGCUCCUGGUCCUGCCAACAGUCACGAGCUAGUAGCACACCCGACCGCUCUCCGGUACGCCCGGAUCCUCCGUUGUCUUCUCGUGCAAAUCCUCGAAAACGACGACACCACAUGCUUGAUGAUUCCCAAGAUCAUCAUCGUCCACAUAGAAGGAGCCGGCGCAAUCAGGUCAUACAGAUUCGCCUUCGGUCUUCCUCCUCUUUCCGUGGCUGACGGUUUGACCUCCAGUAUGAUGAAGAAGGGGACCGUCCUGGUGUUGUGGGCAGCGAGGGCGGCGAUGAAGAAGAAGAGGAUGAAGCCAAUAGGCAGCCAUAUGUCCUUCAACCUAGGGAUGUUCUUCAGGAGCCUCGCACCGUGA
Molecule: messenger RNA, 540 nt
Organism: Cryptococcus wingfieldii CBS 7118
Lineage: Eukaryota; Fungi; Basidiomycota; Tremellomycetes; Tremellales; Cryptococcaceae
Exons: 3
Coding region: 1-540 (179 amino acids)
Source: RefSeq, a predicted model, not a curated record